Molecule: messenger RNA, 2011 nt
Organism: Hyaena hyaena (striped hyena)
Lineage: Eukaryota; Metazoa; Chordata; Mammalia; Carnivora; Hyaenidae
Gene: APEX2
Product: apurinic/apyrimidinic endodeoxyribonuclease 2
Exons: 6
Coding region: 108-1652 (514 amino acids)
Biological process (GO): base-excision repair
Cellular component (GO): nucleus
Molecular function (GO): DNA-(apurinic or apyrimidinic site) endonuclease activity; double-stranded DNA 3'-5' DNA exonuclease activity; zinc ion binding
Source: RefSeq, a predicted model, not a curated record
GAACGCAGGCGCCAUUACGCGCGGAAGUCAGAAUCUGGCCAAAUUGGGGGUGUCCGGCCGAUCUGUACCCCUAGAUUGGGCACGGACUGUGAAGUGUUGCAGUCAAGAUGUUGCGCGUGGUGAGCUGGAACGUCAAUGGGAUCCGGAGCCCCCUGCAAGGGAUGGUACACGAGGAGCCCAGCAACUAUGCCUCCAUGGUCGUGGGGCGCAUUUUGGACAAGCUGGAUGCCGACAUCGUUUGUUUCCAGGAGACUAAAGUGACGAGAGAUGUGCUGACUGAGCCCCUGGCUAUCACUGACGGCUAUAACUCCUAUUUCAGCUUCAGCCGCAGCCGCAGUGGCUAUUCUGGUGUAGCCACCUUCUGUAAGGACAGUGCUACCCCCAUGGCUGCUGAAGAAGGCCUCACUGGCCUACUUGCCACUCAGAAGGGAGACGUGGGUUGCUAUGGAAACAUGGAUGAGUUCACCCAGGAGGAGCUUCGGGCUCUGGAUAGUGAGGGCCGGGCCCUCCUCACACAGCACAAAAUCCGCACAUGGGAAGGGAAAGAGAAGACCUUGACCCUAAUCAACGUGUAUUGUCCCCAUGCGGACCCUGGGAAACCUGAGCGGCUGGCGUUUAAGAUGCGCUUCUAUCGCUUGCUACAGAUCCGAGCAGAAGCCCUCCUGGCAGCUGGCAGCCAUGUGAUCAUUCUGGGUGACCUGAAUACAGCCCACCGCCCCAUUGACCACUGGGAUGCAGUCAACCUGGAAUGUUUUGAAGAGGACCCAGGGCGCAAGUGGAUGGAUGGCUUGCUCAGUAGUCUGGGAUGCCAGACUGGGUCCCCUGUAGGACCCUUCAUCGAUAGCUACCGCUGCUUCCAGCCGAAGCAGGAGGGGGCAUUCACCUGCUGGUCAGCAGUCAGUGGUGCUCGCCAUCUGAAUUAUGGCUCCCGGCUUGACUAUGUGCUAGGUGACCGGACCCUGGUAAUAGACACUUUCCAGGACUCCUUCCUACUGCCUGAAGUGAUGGGCUCUGACCAUUGCCCUGUGGGUGCAGUCUUGAGUGUGUCCUCUGUGCCAGCAAAAGAGUGCCCACCUCUGUGUACCCGCUUCCUCCCUGAGUUUGCAGGCAUCCAGCUCAAGAUCUUUCGCUUCCUAGUUCGUCACAAAGAUCCUGUGUGCAAGCAAUCAGCGCUGCGACUCAACAAUAAAACCCAGGUACAGAUGCACCAAAACAAAGCCCGUGUGCGCUCAACCAGGCCUCGGCCAAGUCAAGCUGGCUCCAGCAGAGGCCAAAAAAACCUGACAAGCUACUUUCAGCCAUCUUCCAGCCAUCCCCAAACUUCUCCUAACUUGGAACUUCCUAGUGUGGGUGCCCUCAUGACCCCAAAGAUUCCAGAAAAGGAAGUGAUGGCCAAAGUGGUAGAGGGGCAGGCCAGUGCUUCAGAGGCCAAGGAUGAGAAGGAGAUAUGGACCUCUUUUUGGAAGUCUGUGCUGGGGGGGCCCUUGCCCAUGCCCCUCUGUGGGGGCCACAGGGAGCCAUGUGUGAAGCGAACUGUGAAGAAGCCAGGACCCAACUUGGGUCGCCACUUCUAUAUGUGUGCCAGGCCCCAGGGUCCUCCCAGUGACCCUUCCUCCCGCUGCAACUUCUUUCUCUGGAGUAGGCCCAGCUGAAUCAACCCAGGCCUAGGGAUAUCUAUCAUGGUCAACCCUGUACAUAGUCAGGUCAGCUCCCUCCUAAGCUGCCUCUUCUCCCCCAAGACCUCUUCUUCUGCUUUCCUCAAGGACCCUUCCUUUCCUCUUUCUCUUUUCCUUCUUUAAGGCCUCUGUAUCUUCUUCCUGCCUAGCUCCUCCUCAUUGGUGAGCUACUUGUUUGUGCCAUAUUGGUGUGACCCAGUUCCCCAAAGUGCUUCCCACUUUCCUGUCAGAAGUACACAGGAACCAAUUGCCCCAGGAAGUUUAUUUUAAACACCUUUCUUCUUGCUGACAAAUAUAUUUGUGGCUAAAUAAAGUUUGUUUUUAUUUUAGCAUAC